CUUAACUUUAUGUAUACAGGACGAGUUAAAGAUGUUUUGACCGAUUUGGAAGAAUGGAUAGAUUUACUUUAUGGAUCUUCAAGAUUUAUAAUUCCAUUUUUAAUUCAAAAGUGCGAAAAAUCCAUUUCAAAGUAUGUUAAUAAUGAUAAUGUAGAAGAAAUUACAAAGAUUGCAACAGAUUGUGGUGCAGAACAAUUACUUAGAUAUUGUCAAAAGUUGGAAAGUAAAAAUAGGGAUGCUUUAUAUCUAUUAGAUAUAUAACUUAUAUAUAUAAUUCACCUAAAACUAACUUAUAUUUUAAUCUCAUCUUUUUCAUUUUUCAACUUCACAAAAUUUGAGUAAGAAGCAAGG
This is a messenger RNA of Rhizophagus irregularis DAOM 181602=DAOM 197198, 351 nucleotides long. Lineage: Eukaryota; Fungi; Glomeromycota; Glomeromycetes; Glomerales; Glomeraceae. The record is from RefSeq and is a predicted model, not a curated record.